Messenger RNA from Drosophila erecta, 679 nucleotides. Its product is annotated as acylphosphatase-1. The transcript has a single exon. The record is from RefSeq and is a predicted model, not a curated record. The coding region runs from base 250 to 561 and encodes 103 amino acids. Lineage: Eukaryota; Metazoa; Arthropoda; Insecta; Diptera; Drosophilidae.
UUUCCCUAACUAAUAAUUUGUGCUAAGUUUACAAGAGGCUUUUUUUCGUUUUGCUGGGAAUGUAACCUGCUGCGGCUGAUUUCUUGUGGCGAUUAUGGUACACGAUAAUUGGAGGCAAUUACGACCGGAUCCGGAGGUUCAAAGUCAGGGUCACAAGUGCUGAGACUUUGCCAUCAGGCCAAUCGAGUGUUGUGUGGCCUUCCAAAUUUCCAAAUUUCCAAAUUUUUUCGGCACGUAAAUCUACUUGGGAUGGCCGGCCAAAAGGAGGAGAUCCUGGGCUGCGACUUUGAGGUACGUGGCAAGGUGCCCAAGGAGGCCUUCGAGCUGUUUGCAUUGGCCCAGGCCAAGACCCUGGGACUCCGGGGUUUCAUCACCCAGGUGUCGGAGGAGAAGUUCAAGGGUCGUCUGGAGGGCGAGGGCAAGGUGAUCGAUGCCUUCAAGAAGCUCAUCCUGGCCGCCUCCGAGUACUUGCAGGCCAUCAAGGAGUUCAUCAUCAAGAACCUGAAAGUCAUCCAGGAAUACACCUACAAGACCUUCGAAAUCAAGACGGACAAGAAGUGACCAAAGUGGCUAAAAUUCUGGCAACAUAAACCAAUAAAGUCAAAUAUAUUUCCUACACUUUCGCAAUUGCUUGCAAUAUAUACUUUGGAUUAAAAUGACUACCUAAACAUGUGCUCUA